This is a messenger RNA of Soboliphyme baturini, 453 nucleotides long. The record is from the annotation of a GenBank genome assembly. Lineage: Eukaryota; Metazoa; Nematoda; Enoplea; Dioctophymatida; Soboliphymatidae.
AUGAAUUCCUACCGUAAAACCUCCACCAUAGUGAAAUGUUUGAAAAUCCCAUAUCUUGCCAAGGCAUGCAUUUCACGAAAGAACUAUCAAUUUCCGGAAGUGGCAGAACGUGAUUUAGAAGAGCAGUUCGUUUCUGGCAGUGGCCCUGGCGGCCAGAAGGUUAACACGAGUCAGAACUGUGUCGUUCUAAAACAUCUUCCUACUGGUAUCGUCGUGAAGGUCCACGAGAGCCGAAAUCUUGAGGCAAACCGAAAAAUUGCUCGUCAUAGACUGACAGAGCGAUUGGACCAUCAUUUCAAUGGUGACCAGUGUUUUGCGGCUAUAAAGAAAAAGGAGCAGUUACAAAAAUUGCUGAAGGCGAAAGCGAAGGCAGAAAAAAUCAGAGAAAAAAGAGCUGCGUUUAAGGAGAGUGUGAAACUAUGGCAGCUGAAGGAAGAAUCUGAUGAACAGUAA